AUGUCGUUCCUCCCAGGAGUGCAAAGAUUCAUCACCAACACUCUCGGCAUCACUUCCGAUACCAAUAACGGCGGUGGCUCGUCCGGCCCAGGCGGAAACCCGAGUAGCAAUAGCUCUACGUCUGGCCAGAAUUCAAAUUCAAGUACUUCAAAUACCCAAGACUAUGAGCCGUCCGCUAUUGAUGUCCUCGUCGCCAAGGCCAUGUUGACAAAUGGCCUGAAUCUGCCACAUGAGAUCGUUCUAGCUGUACUUGACCAUGCCGAGUACUGGCCUCACACCACCACCACCUUGGAUCAUUCUCUCAUAGUCCCCUCAGGGCCAGGCCGGGAGAACCAAUUCGUCUUGCGAUCAAAACCUCUCGGCUUGAUCAAGAAGGUCCACUACGACGAUCACUUCUACAGCUUCACCACUGCUCGGGCCAAGCCACUUUCCGAGGGCGGUGACUAUUCCCUCUCUCAAUUCCAGGAAUGGAUCGGUGGACCGACCGACACCCUCGAGCACCCUUGUCGAAAAAUUGUCUUCACCAUGCGCAGUCGUGACCAAGGCUGGGGUGGAGGCCAUGAGGACAGGGGAAGCUAUCGCGGAUCAUGGACCUGGUUCGAGGCUGGCAAGGAGCGUUUCGACAAGAACGCCACACACCCCAAGGAUACCCCGGAGAAGGAGGCUCUCGUCGAAGGCGAUAGCAAAGAGGCAGCCGGUAGCAGUUCUCCCCAUGGCCCGCAGCACGAGAUCCCAACCCCAUACUUUCCAGUCUACGCCGCACGAUCUUUCCAGCCAGCCCUCGAGCCUGGUCAGGAGGCUUUCCACCACGACCUUCAUCCUUCACCUGAGUUGACCAUCCAGCGAAACAAGGCUGCAACUAGGCAGCCCACAAUUCACAAGGUCGUAUGGUCCUGGAAGGACGAUACCAACCCAUUGAGUCCGGAAAAGCUCUCAGAACUGGGUCGAGGGCCCGAAUCUGGCAACGGAGAUUUCGUCCGAAACCUCACACUGGGUGAUGUCGUGACUGUCUGGGCGAAGGCAAGGUUCGCAGGCUGGACCAACCACAUUGAGCGUGUCAAGGUGGACAUCUACUGGGCUCUAUGA
Diaporthe amygdali is the source of this 1086-nucleotide messenger RNA. RefSeq lists its product as uncharacterized. The coding region runs from base 1 to 1086 and encodes 361 amino acids. The record is from RefSeq and is a predicted model, not a curated record. The transcript has 2 exons. NCBI's taxonomy places the organism in Eukaryota, Fungi, Ascomycota, Sordariomycetes, Diaporthales, Diaporthaceae.